Molecule: messenger RNA, 1686 nt
Organism: Carcharodon carcharias (great white shark)
Lineage: Eukaryota; Metazoa; Chordata; Chondrichthyes; Lamniformes; Lamnidae
Product: ephrin type-B receptor 3-like
Exons: 4
Coding region: 1-1350 (449 amino acids)
Biological process (GO): protein phosphorylation; central nervous system projection neuron axonogenesis; axon guidance
Cellular component (GO): neuron projection; membrane
Molecular function (GO): ATP binding; transmembrane-ephrin receptor activity; protein binding
Source: RefSeq, a predicted model, not a curated record
AUGGAUGACUGGCCAUUGCCAUGCUGCCCUUUGUGGGAGCUGGCUGUGCACAAAUCGGCUGCCGAAUUUCCUCCAUCACAACAGUGGCUGCGCUUUGAAAUGUACUCCGUUGGCUCUUUUGGCCCUGACUGUGAGCCAGGGAUUUAUCUUCAAUCUCUGGAGUCUCCAGGGCAAUCGUGGAGAGUUGGCAACUGCAGGCCGCCCUCUAUCCCACAUCGCUCACCCACGGGCUCACCCAAUUGUGAUUGGAAAAGCCUGUUUCUAAAUCAAGAAAAUGAUGGCUUCUCGACGACCAACUGUUACCGAGCAGACACUUUCCAAUGGAGGGGGUGGUGGAAUGUCGGGAGGGGAGAAGUGUUUGUUGCUUUUAGCGCGUUUUCUCUCUCAUGGCAGUGGGAAGAAGCUGUGGCCGUGGACAAACAGUUCAACACGAUGAGGACUUACCGCGUGUGCAAUGUGGAGAACCCCAAUCAGGACAAUUGGCUACGGAGCAGCUACAUCCAGCGGGGGGAGGCCCAGAUGGUUUAUGUGGAACUCAGGUUUACCGUGAGAGACUGCGGCUCCAUCUCCAGUGCUGGUGGGUCCUGCCGGGAGACCUUUGCCCUCUACUACCUCGAGUCGGACUCCGAGGUGGCCCCCUCGGCCAGCACCGCCACCCGCAUGAAGGCCGCGUACGUCAAGGCCCGGGAGGUCACCGCCGAGCACGUCUUCGCCCUCAACGGGAUGGGCAAGGUCAACAGGGUGGCCGUGCCCAUCGGGCCCCUCACCAAGGCGGGUUUCCGCCUGGCCUUCCGCGACCAAGGCGCCUGCGUCAACCUCCUCUCCGUGCUGGCCUCCUUCAAGAAGUGCCCGCCCGCCGUCGCCCGCUUGGCCCGGUUCCCCGAGACCACGGCGGGGCCGGGGCUGGCCUCACUGGCCGUGGCCGUGGGCGCCUGCGUCGCCAACGCCGAGGAGGCCUCCGUCCCGCUGAAGCUGCACUGCACCAGCGAGGGAGACUGGGUGGUGCCCGUCGGUGAAUGCAGGUGCCGGCCUGGCUACCAGAGCAACGGGGGACUCACCGCGUGCGCAGCAGAGAUUGAAGGCCAGGCGGUCCUUUCCGAGGUGGAGUCAGAACGAGGCCCUUCCCAGGAUGCUUUGGGGCCCUCCUGCGACCAAUUGGAAGGCCUGCUGCGAGCCAAUCAGCAACUGCUGGAGAAGCAGGCCAAGGCCUUGGUUCAGCUGACCCAGACCAUGGAGGCCCUCAACGCUUCCCUCCUCGCCAUCUCGCGGAGGCUUCAUCUGCUCCCAGGAGACCUCCCUCACCGGUUGGCUGAAGAUGCGAUUACUCCAGGAGCCAAUGGUGGAGAUUAAAAUUGAGGGUCCCCCUUCCCCCGACCCUGUGGACUGUGGACCUGUAACCGGAUAUUGGCAAGAACGUGGGAAAUGAAACCCUUGUUGUCCAUCUAAAAUCAUGUUCGCCUGAGUUAAAUCGCUCGGAAAACCUCGGCCACAAGAAGACGCAGUUGUCUCUUAAAAUGGUUCCUGGCCUGCUCCCGUCUGUUAUUCCAUCUGGGGUUCUGCUCCAAGCAGAGCAUGCUCGUAACCGUGACAAUGAGGCAGCCGCCAUUUUGAAACGUCAACCACAUUAGCGUGGGGCUGUCGAUAAAUGUCCCUUAUUCCCCGUUUAGGCCACUGGCAAGGUAAGGG